AUGGCCGCCAUUCCAUCCCUUCCAGCUACCCUAAGCCCUCCUCUGAGCGGCCGUGAUGCUGUAGCCGAUGCCCUGUACCGACUCAUCUUGGGCCUCGAUUCCAAUGACAAGGAUCUCUUCGACUCGGCCAUCACGGACGACAUGGCGUUUACAGUCAACGGAAAGACUACGCAAGGCCGGGAGGCCAUACACAGUGAACUCUUCGGCAGAAUCGGCAAACUCGACACCACCCAUCACAUAACUAACCUGCGGAUCAACAUCUUGGACGGAGAGAAGAAGGCCUCUCUGACCGCAAUCGCCCUGGCCCAGCAUUACAACGAGGGCAAGGGGAUGGCUCCGGAGCAGCCAUACCUGCUCAUUGGUAGUCUGUAUCGCAUCGAGCUCGUCAAGGGCGAAUCAGAUGGGCAGUGGAGGGUUGAGAAGUUUGACAUGAAGACAAACUGGGCCCAGGGAGAAUGGAGCAUUCUGCUGGGUAACUGA
Molecule: messenger RNA, 480 nt
Organism: Thyridium curvatum
Lineage: Eukaryota; Fungi; Ascomycota; Sordariomycetes; Thyridiales; Thyridiaceae
Exons: 1
Coding region: 1-480 (159 amino acids)
Source: RefSeq, a predicted model, not a curated record